Molecule: messenger RNA, 350 nt
Organism: Symbiodinium necroappetens
Lineage: Eukaryota; Dinophyceae; Suessiales; Symbiodiniaceae
Source: the annotation of a GenBank genome assembly
AUGUGGCGCGUUGUGUUCUGUGCCGCAGCACUCUCUCGUGCCUCUCCCUUUGAGCCCCUCCCGGUGCACCGGGAGGGGCCUUGGUUCGAGGGCUGGUUCACCCGGAUUACUGACGACCAUGCAAACAGGAGCGUGGCCGUCAUCGUUGCCAGCUACCAGGCCAAGGGCUCCGCCAACUUCUCUUCCAGCUGGGCUGCCGCUCUGGUCUCCCACAGCAACGGCACCAUACUCACGGAGCAGGUCUUCCCGGCGCAGGCCUCGGUCCGAAUUACGGACCGAGGGCGUCCCGUGGACCGAGAGCUUCCCCGGAACCAGCCGGCCGUCUUCGUCGUGGAGUCCGAGGUCGGGAG